Messenger RNA from Canariomyces notabilis, 908 nucleotides. RefSeq lists its product as uncharacterized. Gene Ontology annotation, biological process: autophagy of mitochondrion. The record is from RefSeq and is a predicted model, not a curated record. The coding region runs from base 31 to 729 and encodes 232 amino acids. NCBI's taxonomy places the organism in Eukaryota, Fungi, Ascomycota, Sordariomycetes, Sordariales, Chaetomiaceae. The transcript has 2 exons. Gene Ontology annotation, cellular component: mitochondrion.
UCGGUCUUCACCAGACAGACGAUUGCAAACAUGGCUGCGAGGGGCGUUUCGCUGCUCAAGUUUGUCGGCACCGUGUCGCUCGGUGUGCUAACGGGUCUUUCCUACACACUCUCCUCGCUCACCAUCCCAGCGCUCUUGACCCUCCCGUUCGCCAGCACCGCCGCGCGCGCCUUUGACUCCCUAACUUCUUCCGCACGGCGGCAGCUGCUCUCCCUCAGCGCCGUCUCCUCAUCCGCCUUUGGACUCGCCUACCUCCUCUCGCCACGGCCCCUGCGCCACCCGUACCUACUCUACGUGUCGUUGCUGGUCGGGGUGUCGCACCUCGCGGCCUCAGACCUGGUAGCGCCGUAUCUGCUCAACCUCGGCCCGGCGUCGCCGUCAUCGUCACCUAACGCGUCGGCGGCCGCCAAGCAGAAGCAGAAGCAAACCAAGGAGCGCGCCGCGCUCGAGCGGGCCCGCGCCCGCAUGGAGGCCAGCUACGAGGUGCUUGGCAGCGGGCUGGAUGCGCACAGCGAGGGCAGCACGGCCAGCGGCGGCGAGGAGAUGGAGGCUGAGGAGGGCAAUGACGUGGUGAACGGCGAGGAGGUGCGCUUCGAGGUGGAGGCGUUCCUCAAGAAGCAGAUGGUCAGGAGCGCCGUGGCCGGCCUGGGCUUCCUCCUGUCGGUCGUGGGCAUCUGGGGGGACGGUGUGUCACCUGUCUAUGGGCAGGCGGUUGUUAUUGAAGUCUGAGUGGUUUGGGCAUUGUGGUGAAUGCCUGACAGCUGAAGAAGCCUUGGGGAGUGGUAUUGCGUUAUUGAUGGAAGAAUACAUGUGUGGCCCCCUCGUCGAGAGACCUUGAACUCUCUCUCAAUUCUUUUGAACAAUUGGCAAAUAGCCUUUUCCUUGCUCUUUUAGCUAGAGACUGUACC